Molecule: messenger RNA, 5695 nt
Organism: Hydractinia symbiolongicarpus
Lineage: Eukaryota; Metazoa; Cnidaria; Hydrozoa; Anthoathecata; Hydractiniidae
Exons: 31
Coding region: 782-5161 (1459 amino acids)
Molecular function (GO): protein binding
Source: RefSeq, a predicted model, not a curated record
UUUGUAUUUCUUUUUUUUCUAGUGGUAACACAAUAACAUUGUUUGUAUUUCUUUUAAUGUAAAUAAUCGUUGUUUUGAAACACUUUUAUUGGCCUUCCUUUGUUUUUCGUUGCUUGUAUGGAACUUUGGUCUGAAAGAUACCACCAAAUAAUACAUGAUGUUUUUCUUGUUACAAUGCGUCGUACAGCGUUGGUCAUAUUAUUUUUUUGUGCAUUCACUUGUGAAUAAAUAAACCCCAAUUCACUUUUAUUUAAUAAACAUAUAAAGUUUUGGAAAAAUUUGUUUGUCCAGAAAAUAAAGCGAACUUCUAACGAUGCAACACGCGUUGCGGUUUUCAUGAGAACGGAAUCCAGUGUCGAAAAUAACGCUUUCUACAGGACCGAAAUUUGUAGAUAUGGCUUUGCUUUUCGACCUUACCAGUUAUUGGCCUGGAAUUGUCAAUGGUAUGUGUCAAUAAUGACAUAAAACAUGCAUUCGUGUGCUCAAAAAUGGCUUUUAAAAUACAAAACCUAGAACAGUUAGUCGGAAUUGCCCCACCAUUUAAAACACAAUUACAUCGGAAGUUGUCAAUGAAACGAAAAUCGUUAUCGCCAUCAAGAACAGUGUAUAUAGAAGUCAAAUUUUAUGUGCCCAUUCGGGUUCACACCAAGUAUCAACAGUGGCGCAAAGUUUUUGUGACUGUUGGACCCUGUUGGUUUUUUCUUGUGAAAAAGAGUAUCUGCUAGACUGAAGCUUUGAAGUUUUGUGCAGUUUCCUGGUUUGAAAGAAUUGAAUUUUCGACAUGGAAGGUAGAAAGUCUCUCUGCAGAAAUACACCUACCAUUCAGAAGUACAGUUCUCACGAGUUUGAUAACUUGAAAGAUGCAGUGAGAAAAAAGUCACCGUGCAAUGUGUUAGUUGGCGUUAUUGAAAAAAUAAUGGCUUUGAAAAAUGUUUUGGUUAUUAAAGUAGCUGAUGGCACUUGUGAAGCAUUUGUUCGUGUCCAGGAGUACUGCGACAAAUUAUCCAAAUAUAUCAGCUCUGGGGAUAUAUUGUACCUAAAAAAAAUAACUUUUGAUGAGGAUAAAAUGGGAGAAUUUGCCAAAAAAUCAUUGAUUUCGAAACAUUCAAACAUGGUGUUACCAUAUCCAGAGCAUUGGAAAAAAAUGUUUUAUUUCGAACAUUUGGAGGCACUUCAUUCGUUUAUCUACUGCAAUUAUAAUAUUGUUAAAAAUACAUCUGAUAACGACGAAAGCGAAUGGAGCAUCUUUUCCUUUAGCGAAAAAGAUCCAGAGUUCAUUAUCACAAUUGCAUCCGAUGAAGCGCCAGCGCACAUGGAGGAAAUGAAUUCAAUGCAGAAAGAUAACCUGGUUCAAAUUCAAGAAGAAGAAAGCACUUCGGAAUACGAGCCCAGCUCAUUGGAUAGUGAAUCAGAAAAAGAAAGAGAAGAUCAACAUCUUAUAAUGUAUCAUAAAGCUAAGAAAAGAAAACAGUCUGAUGUCAACAAAAACACUGCAACUAACAGAAAGAAUGGAAAAAAGGAGAGUGGGAAGAUGGAAACAUCAGACUCCGAAGAGGACAUCUUCUCUCAACGCAAGACAAAGAAACUAAGACAAGCAGAGCAAGCUGCGGAGUACCAGCCACAAGACAUUAUUUGUAAAAAGCGUGAAUUUCAACACCGCUUAAAAAAAAGGAAUGCCCCUCUUAGAAAAGUGAAAACCGAAUUGCAAUUGAAGAAGCAGAGAAAGAAAGUUGAAGAACUCGUUUCCCAACAUUUGGGUUCUGCUGAUGCUAUAACACAGCACUAUCAUGGUUUACAAAAAAAGUACUAUAUCUACAAGUGUUCUGUCUGUGGGGCGUUUGUGAGCGAAAAAUUAAGAAGACACUUACAAGAAAAACAUAAAUACUCAUGGUCGGAUGCCAGGCUACAGGAAACAAAGAUGCGUGUAUUUUUUCUGUGGUGCAACGCGACAAAACAUGAAACACAUUUACCGUUGCCGUGUAUGGAGUGCAGCGAAUGGCAUACGAGGCUAGAUCAUCAUCUCAAACGUCAUCCUUUUCAUAAACAGAUGUCUAUGGAAGAAAUAAAAGAAACAGUAGAGCAAGCUAGGGCUGAACAUUGGAGCAAAGGAUUUGGCCAAAAUGGCAGUAAAGUACCAAGUGAGGACAAAGUAACAGAAAAGUUUAAAUCUAACCUAAAUGUUGAGGCGGAUGGCGACGAUUUUGUGUCAAGAUCACAGCCAGUGCCUUUGCAACAUGAUCAUCCAAGUUUGGACUAUAUUCCGUCAGGAUCUUGCCGUCUCACUUCGUCCAAACGAAAGGAAUGGGGUGUAAAACCUGAUGAUUUUUUUAGUAUUUAUUUUUCCACUGCUGAUGACUUGCUAGACAAUUUUCAAGAAGAACUGCUACAGUCUGGCCAUACAAAAGACAACUCAACUCAACAUAGAAACCAAGUUGAAUUAAUAUGGACAUCGAUAAGCAAAGACCUCGUCAUGUUUCCUAUAAAUCCCCUUUCGAACAUGCAUUUGUUAAGGGAUUAUUACCAUCGGCCUACAUUUAAAACUAUUGGCAAAAAGGAUGGAGUGCAGGCGAGCACCUUGCGUGCACGUUAUGGAUCUUUAGGAAUGUUUUUACAGUACCUCCGACGUAACGAGAUUUUUGCUGGAAUGAGCAGAUUGCAGCUUUCCUCUCUUUCACAAUCUGCUAAUGAUUUCAACAAGCAGUUAAACCCGUUGGUGAAGCAGAGAAAGGUCGAAAUUAGAAAGAACAAGUGCAAGCAGCUGCUUCGACCAACGCAUUUUAUCAAGUAUGGUGAGAGCAAAUUUGUGCAACAUUUGAUUUCACAAGUGCAGAAGGGAGUUACAAAGAGGAGCCAAUUUACAAGAUCGUUUGCUAUUCAAUUUCGUGACUAUUUGAUCACCAAUUUAGUUAUUGGAAACGGAUUGCGUGCCUCUAACAUUAUCGAGCUGACAACAAAGGAUGUGGAUAAUGCUACAGUUGUGGAGGGCUAUGAAGGACAUAAAGUACUUUCCAACUACAAAUACAAGACAAGUACAAUUUAUGGCGAAAAAUUCAUCGUCGUAAAUGACAUGCUCUAUUUGCAACUUCAAUUUUUCCUUCGCAAUUUGAGAUCAAUAAUUUCAAAAAACCCUUCAUUAAAAGUUUUUCUUCCUGCCUCUGGAGCGCCGAAGAUGAGCCAAACAAAUGUGUCGGCAAGCUUAACGGCAAGUUUUAAACUUGCAAAAGUUUUAUUUCAAAAUGAAUACCAACGCAUUUCAUGUACAAGAGUGCGAUGUGGUCUGGCAACGUUUGCUUGUAACGAUGGCGGCUUUGAAUCAGGUUUUUUUGCGAAGCAUUUUAUGAAAAACAAAGAACAGACGACGGACAUGCACUACAACUUACUGUCGAAUCGCAGACAUGCGUUGAAUAUAGCCAUGAAGCUAUAUGCUUCUUUCAACGGCGUCGAUGGAGAGAAAAUUACGAUUGAACCAAAAGAUGUCCAUGAAAUAGCCGAUAAGCUUAAAAAAUCUUCCGGGAAUCUGAACAAAGAACAGAUACUUCGCUGGUUAAAAAGUAACGAUCCACAUGUCACCAAAAGCGAGUUGGCUGAUUUCGAGGAAAUGUUAGCUGAGUGUGAUCAAAAACCAAGCGGAAAUACUUCAAGUUUCUAUGGUGCUUCGCAGCAGGAGAAAGAUAUUGAUUUUAUUUCCGUUGCUAACUUGGAUGGUACUACCACAGAAAACGAAAAGCUAAGUAGCGAGCGCAGCUCUGAAGAUGGCGACAGUGAUAGCGAGAAUGAAAGUUUUGUUAAUUCCCACGAUGGCAGCUUAGAGGAGCAGUGGACAGAUAAAAAUGUUAAAAACAUCAGCAAAAAAGUUUCUACUAGGACGAAGGUCGAAAUAACAUCUGAUUCCAGUGGCUCAGAUAUAGACUGCGAUCAUCUACAGAGUGAUAUCCAGGACGUUCUGUUUCAAUAUGACCAAAGGCGACCAGGAGAUCUCAUAUAUGCACGACAAAGUGGUGGAAGGAUUGCCUAUUUGAUGUGUGCUCACUUUUGUGAGCCAUUGAUUAUCCGAAAGCCAUUUGAUAAUGAAUUUAGUGUCGAAACAUUUAAAGAUGAAGAAGUGGCUUAUUUUAUAAGUAAAAUUAAGAGCAGUAUUUUGCGCAAACAUCUGGAAAUGUUUACCCCAACGAGUGUUAAAUUUUUCGUACUGGCCCUAAGAAGAAAAUAUUGGUCUAAUGUUAAGCUUAAUUUCACAAAAUGGAAGAGAUUCAGAAAAGAAGGGUCUAGCAUGAUUCAAAUGUGUAAAGAUUACAAUGAUUUUUCUGUUACCUCGCCUGAGCAAAGAAAUAAAGAUAAUGACCUCCAUCACACUAGUCAAACCAGCGAUUACAAAGAAGAGUCAAGUAGCGCCAACCAAGACUUAUCGCAAAAAGACAAUGCCAAAUCUGCGGUCUGCGUCAAGCAAACGAAGAACUAUGAAUUAAGAAAGGCUACCGUCUAUGUACCACCAACAGUAUGCGACACUCCAUCAUUUAUGCAUGACCCAAACGAGGUGAAGCAACAGAAUCCAAAAGCAUCAGAGGUUCUCCAAUCUUGUAACGACCAUUUUACGCGUCCAAAAGAAGAACAGGCUUUGGGGGAUGAGCAAUGUUGCUUGACAAAUGUAGAUCCCUCAAGCAAUUUCAUUUGCAAAAAGAUCGACAGUUAUAUAGGCCAUGGUGUAUUUGCUUUAAAAAAAUUCAUACCUGGCGACUUUCUUCUCCAGUAUCCUGGAAGUUUAGUGACCGCGGAAAAGGGUGAUAAACUGGAAAAAUACUAUGAAAAGAAAGGAAAAGGAUGCUAUCUUUACUUUUUUAAUUACCAUGGAAAAAAAUUAUGUGUGGAUGCUACAAAAAACAAUCGGUUGGGCAAAUUUGUCAAUGACAGCCAGAAGUCCUACGCCAACAGCGUAAUGAAAGUAAAGACGUUUGGUGGGAAACCUUUUCUUUGCUUAUACGCAUUGAAAACUAUUGAGAAAGGUUCAGAGAUCAGAUAUAGUUAUGGCGAAACUUCUGGUCUGACUUGGCGAAAAAUGGCAAACUACAAAAGGCCAUUUUCCUUGACAACUCUGGGUAAGAUGGAUGAAUCAGUAGACGCCAACUUAGAGCUAUCACCUGAUCGAGAAUUAGAUUUAGGUUAAUGUUUCGUUUGUAUUUAAUGGAAGGUCCGUUUAUGUAAAUGUUAGAUUUCACUCUAUAUGUUUAGAUAACUACAGGGUCAGCGGACGUUAAUUUUUUCUAUCUCUUUAAUUUUUAAAUAUGCUACGCUAAAAGUAUUGAACGAUAUUAUUUUUAACUGCCAUUUUGUAUAUUGCGUGUAUAUAUGAUUAUACUCAUUACUGCGUAUCUAACUAUUAACUUUUAGUUGGUUCUUACAAACUAAGAUUUGGAUAGUUACAGUACUAUUUUAACCUAAUUUAGUGAUAAUUUCUGAUCUUUGGCGAAACUAUAGCGCUGUCCCUGUAAAUGUAUUUAUUCAAUCUGUAAUCAGUGUUGAUUUAAAGAUAAUUAUAGUUACGAAAUAAUUAGCUUGUAAUGGUUGCAAUGGUUGUUUUGAUUAUCCCAGUAAUAAUCCUUUGUAAACAAUUAUGCAAAACUGCACCAUUACUUUUAGUUCAUCUGUAGCCAAUUAUUGCUUAGUUCUUGUUACACGAUAAAUUAAAAGACACACAAAA